This is a messenger RNA of Branchiostoma belcheri (Belcher's lancelet), 1580 nucleotides long. RefSeq names its product cationic trypsin-3-like. The transcript is spliced from 9 exons. Gene Ontology annotation, biological process: proteolysis. Lineage: Eukaryota; Metazoa; Chordata; Leptocardii; Amphioxiformes; Branchiostomatidae. Gene Ontology annotation, molecular function: serine-type endopeptidase activity. Bases 237 to 1436 code for a protein of 399 amino acids. The record is from RefSeq and is a predicted model, not a curated record.
UGGGAUAUCCGAGUGCAAUUUACCGGCAAAAGUCGCAAUGAAGGAAGAUCAUAAUCUACGCAAAAUAAGUGGUGAAAAAUGUUCAACGAAACAUCUGUUCAGAUAUGUAUGACCGUAACUAGGUGCUGGAAUAGCAGAUAUACGUGAUAGAGUAAGCAGAGGGCCAUAGCAGUUGUUGUAUGCUUGUUUCUGUGGAUUUUUCGUCCGUGUGGUAGAAGAAGAGAGUUUUGUCCACCAUGUUUGCGAUCGUGACAAUUAUUGUGCUGAUCGUUUCAGCUAACGGACAGAAUUGUGGUGAGUCCCUCAGCGGUCCUUCAGGGACUUUCGCAACCCCGAACUACCCUAACAAUAACUACCCUCACAACUCCAACUGCCAAUGGGACAUCACGGUCGCAUCCGGGGCCAAAGUGUUGCUGCAGUUCAACGACUUCGCGCUAGAGGGCCCGUCAGUUGUCCAUGGAGACUGCGUGGAUUUCGUCGAAAUCUACGACCUGUUCGCCCCAAACUUCCUUGUUGGUAAGUGGUGUGGGGAUGACAAACCUCCGCUCUACCUGUCGGCGUCCAACAGCCUGAUAGUGAGAUUCAAGUCCGACUGGCUCUUCAAAUACCCCGGCUUCCAAGCCUCUUGGAGUACCUUCGGCGGUACGACCGGUACCAGCACCACCACUACGGCUGUGGACUGCGGCAGCCCGGCGAUCAGCCCUUCUCUGGCGCGGGUGGUGGGGGGAACCACUACUGUCCCCAACAGCUGGCCAUGGAUGGCAUCUCUUGCCAAGCAUGGUGCGCAUGCGUGUGGUGGGUCCCUCAUCGCUCCAGGCUGGAUCCUUACGGCUGCGCACUGCUUCGAUGGGGCUUCCUACCCGUCACAAUGGACCGUUCGACUCGGCAGCCACAACCGAGAGUCCACCGACCCUCACCAACAGAACAUCGGCAUACAGAGGAUUGUCGUCCACGAGGGUUACAACGGCGCCAGCAGCAGUGACAACGACAUCGCCCUGCUGAAACUCAACCAUGACGCGACCGUCAACAAUUACGUCAGCCCUGUGUGCGUGGCGCCGGGAGAGUUCCCCAGUCAGACGACCUGCUACGUCACAGGAUGGGGCGACACAAAUGGUGUGAACUUCCAGAUUGUCAUGGCUGCCCAGCUCCAGCAGGGCGAGGUGGAGAUUAUCGACUGGAACACGUGUAACCUGGCCAGCUGGUACGCAGGCGCCGUCACGUCCAACAUGCUGUGUGCGGGCUGGCCCAUGGGGGGAACCGACGCCUGCCAGAACGACUCCGGCGGCCCGCUGGUGUGUAAGAGCGGCAGGAAGUGGUACCAGGCCGGGGUGGUCAGCUGGGGGUACGGCUGCGCACAGCCCAACAAACCCGGCGUCUACACUGACGUCAUGAAGUACCAGAACUGGAUACAAACCAAGAUGGCGCAGUACCCUUAGACGCGAGCAUGCGCACUGCCGAUACAAGAAAAGCCCGGAUGUACACUGCACGAAAUUCUACCUAUAAGCAUACCUUUAACAUGCAUAAACGCAUGUACGGCUUUUAGGAUUGUAAUCAAAGAUGUGAAUAAAAAAAUUAAAACA